AUGUCUCACUACCAGCGGCGGUCCCAGAAGCGGUUCUGGCUUGGAUCGAGAGUCUGUAGCCUGCUUCUGUCGACUGUGCUCUUAUUAGGCACGGCCUUGGCUUCAGGCUAUCCACCCCUACAGGCCCCCAUUAUUCCGCCUCAAAUACCCUUGAACGAGCUCGAGCCUGCGACAGAAUCCGUUGAUUUUUCCCUCCGCCAUAUAUUCCACCGGGGCACCUAUGGACAUCCAGACCUUCACGCAAGACUAGACGUCAAACCGGAGACUCAACUUAGGGUUGUUUCAGAGGAUGGCACCGAGAACCAAGCUGUUACAUCAUACCCACGCUUGAAAGCUUCAUCAAGCCCGAUUACGAUCCAACGCCUGGCAGAUCGGCGACAAUCAGUUAUCGAGGGUCACCUGGCAGCUGCGCGGUCUUCUGGCGUAGCCACGGCUUUGUCACCGUCGGACUGGGUCAUGGACACCCUACCAGGACCGAAUAUAACCGAUAGAACAACCGUUUUGACUUUUGCACGGAUGACUGCAAAUGAUUAUAUCGAGGAACCCGGCACCGGGAAAUGGCACACCAUCCACGGCAAGUUUAAUUACUCUACGAGUUUUGGGUGGCAGAGUGAUGGACUGAGGGGUCAUAUUUACUCCGAUAAAUUGAACAAGACUGUCGUCAUUUCGUUGAAGGGCACUUCCCCCGCCCUCUUUGAUGGUGCCGGCACUACCACGAACGAUAAAGUUAACGACAAUCUGUUUUUCAGUUGCUGCUGCGGCCAAGGAGGAUCAUACCUAUGGAGGCAGUCUUGCGAUUGUCAAAAUGCGACGUACACCGCAAAUCUAACCUGCAUUGUCGAAGCCAUGAACGACGAAAACAAGUAUUAUAGAGCCGCGCUCGACCUCUACUCCAACGUGACCGACAUAUACCCCGAGGCGAAUGUUUGGUUGACAGGCCAUUCAUUGGGCGGUGCGAUGACGAGCUUGCUUGGCUUGACCUACGGGCUACCGGUGGUCACUUUCGAAGCUGUUCCGGAGGCCCUGCCAGCCGCUCGACUGGGCCUUCCCAGCCCACCAGGCUAUGACGCACGAUUUCCGCAGGCGCGCCAACAUACCGGAUCCUACCACUUCGGACAUACAGCAGAUCCGGUGUACAUGGGGACCUGCAAUGGGAUUAACUCGAUUUGUACAUGGGGUGGAUAUGCGUUGGAGUCGGCUUGUCACACUGGCCAGAUGUGCGCAUAUGAUACUGUUGGAGAUAAAGGCUGGCGCGUGGGUCUUGGAACCCAUAAGAUUGAGAACGUGAUUUCCGACGUUCUUGAGGUGUACGAUGAGGUCCCGUCAUGUGCUGCGGAGGAAGAAUGCCUUGACUGCGAGCUCUGGAAGUUUUUCCGCAGCAAUGGCUCCGAGAGGAUCACCACCACCACCACUACCACGACAACUUCAUCUUAUACCAGGACGUCGACAUGCCAAACCCCCGGUUGGUGGGGGUGUCUUGAUGAAUCUACUACGGCAACCACGACGACCACGACCACAUCGUCAACCACCACAACUACAACCUCAACAUGCAAGACACCUGGCUGGUUCGGCUGCAAAGACCCCACCACAACCACCACAGCAACACCCGCCCCUACCGCGACAAAUACUGAGCCCACGGUGACUUCCACGACAACCUGCCACGACCCAGGCUGGUUCGGGUGUCGGGAUCCCACUAGUACCACCGCAAACACAGAUGUUCCUAGUUCGACGCCGGUUGAAACAUCUUCAACCUGCGAAACACCCGGGUUUUUCUGGGGUUGUCAAGACGAGCCGACCAGCACCCCGGCCAUCACGUCCCCACCCACAUCUCUCCCAACCACCACAUCCUCUUCCGAGUCAAGUUGCACCCGGCACGUCUUCUUUGGCUUGAUCUGCCUCGUCCCGUAA
This is a messenger RNA of Penicillium alfredii, 1908 nucleotides long. It is a transcript of the gene atg15, whose product is annotated as triglyceride lipase ATG15. Gene Ontology annotation, biological process: neutral lipid catabolic process; multivesicular body membrane disassembly; macroautophagy. The transcript has 2 exons. The coding region runs from base 1 to 1908 and encodes 635 amino acids. Gene Ontology annotation, molecular function: glycerophospholipase activity. The record is from RefSeq and is a predicted model, not a curated record. NCBI's taxonomy places the organism in Eukaryota, Fungi, Ascomycota, Eurotiomycetes, Eurotiales, Aspergillaceae.